Bombyx mandarina (wild silkworm) is the source of this 3221-nucleotide messenger RNA. It is a transcript of the gene Tgs1, whose product is annotated as Trimethylguanosine synthase 1. Lineage: Eukaryota; Metazoa; Arthropoda; Insecta; Lepidoptera; Bombycidae. Gene Ontology annotation, cellular component: nucleus. Gene Ontology annotation, biological process: 7-methylguanosine cap hypermethylation. The record is from RefSeq and is a predicted model, not a curated record. Gene Ontology annotation, molecular function: RNA cap trimethylguanosine synthase activity.
CUCAACAAGGAUGAGCAAAAUAUUCGAUUUUUGUUGAACUCUAAAUUUCCAAAAUAUUCAAUAAAAACUUAUCUAAUAUUGUGCCUACUUAUGUUUAGCCAAUUACUGACGAACUUAUCGUAAGCCGAAUUUAAUUUCUGUUAUGAUGUCGGAAUAUUAUGAUCACUAUCAUCGUUGGGAGCCACUUGCAGAAUUUCAUUUUAGCAUUAACAGCGACGACGAAUAUGAUGAAGACAAUUAUCUUUAUUGUCUCUGUAGUAGAGCUUUUAUCAGGGAUUCUGUUAAAACAUACUACAUUGAAAAAGAAGAUGCAAGCGAGAGUGAAACAGAAAUUCUAGACUCCCAGGAUGGAGAAGAUCAUUCCCAUGUACAUUUCUCUGUAGAUACAUCUUAUAAAGUAAAGUGUGAGAAAGACGAAGGCGCCAGCUGUUAUUGUAGUGCUUCUCACACUGAAAACUACUGCUCAACUGAUGAGCAUGAUCCAACUCAAAUUCAUGGUAUUUCAAAUGCUUUACAACCUAGCGACAGUGGUGCUGAUCUCACAUACCAAGAUUAUCAUUCUGAUUACAUUUCUCAUGAUAAACUCGAACAGUUGGACCAUGAUACAGAAGCCCUAAUUGAAAAUGAAAAUUAUCUAUCAGAAGACACUUGGGAAAAGUUUUGGGCUAUCCAUGGUGAAAGACUUAUCUGGGCAUCUUGGAUAAAGAAGUACAGUAAUUACAUAAAUCCUGCUUUCUUAAACGAAAACAAUGAUUUGACUAUGGAUGAGAAUGGUGUACCAACACAACACUCAGAGGAUAUAUACAAAGAAAAUAUAGAGAACACCCCUGGAGCUGAUGGCAUACGUGAGAGGAAAUUUUCAUAUGAUUCAAAAGUAAAUCCAUACAAAAAAAACAGUGCUAUUGAAAAAGUAACAGAAAAGACUCCUUCAGUUAAAGACGACCAAUGGCUACCAAUAGCCAGACGUCGGUCCUGUUCUGAGCAUGAUAGAAUAUUGAGUCCGAGAACAGUGACAGGUACAGAUUCAAUGACUAAUGUAACAAAAAUUACCCUAUCGAGUUAUGAUAUAGGCUCCAGUCAUGUGACUUCAGAAUCAACCCCCACCGAUGACUACAGUAUGUCAUCAUCUUCAGAAGAUCAAUCCAAUGAUCAAACGAGAAUAGCCACUGUUUAUGACAGUUUGGAUAAUGUGCCAAUCACUGAAAUGGACACAGAGCAGUAUUGGCAGUUUUUGUGGAAACAACAUUUCGGGGAGCAGUUUGCUGCACAUUAUGCUAAUUAUAUUAACAAACACGGUGAACAAAACAAUGACGACCUUCCGAUAAACUUAACAUCCAUGGAUAAAGGAAAAGUUGAGAAAUCAUUAGACAUAGACUGUGAGAAUAGUGAAGGUAAUUCACAAGAAAUGCCAACAGUUAUUGAAGUGCAAACAAAAGUCGAACAAAUGAAAUUAGACGACAAACCUAAAGUUAAGAAGCGCAAUAAGAAAAAGAGUUUCCGUUAUUUAGAUUCUGUAGGUGUUUUACUACAAAAUCUAAUCAAAGAUGAAGAAAUAAAAUUGGAAAAUGAAACAACAGUGGAAGUAAUUGAAGCAGGUGAUGAAAAUGAAAAAAAAUCAGUACCUGCACAGUCCGAUUCUGGAGAAGGAAUUCAUAUGAACAGUUAUCAGCAGUCCGACAGCAAUACUAGUUUUAAAUCUUACAGCUACGACGACGGUGAUGACGAUCCGCCCGAAGAAAAUCCAAUAAAAUUAAAACGAAGCCAUGAAUACGACGACGAAGAGACAGCUUCAGAGACGAUUAAAUCUACAUUUGAGAUAAUGGGUUUCUGUUUAAAUUCCGAUAAACUACUGAAAGGUCACAUGGUUUACAGAAAACGAUUGGCCCGCUUACGUCCCCCCAGAAAUAAGAAAUAUGGAACUGGAAAGAAAACAUACUUUGACGAUGACGGUAAUGCACUUAAUUUGGAUGAGUAUGAAAAACAAAUGCAGCAUGUCGAAGAAUGCACUCAAACGAUAUCGGACACAGAGAGAAAGAGUGAACACGAUCCUUCAGAAGUUAUUGAACGUAAGGACGAAAAAGACAAAGGAUAUAUUGAAGGUUUGGAACUUGGGAGCCACGUGGAAAGCACAGUUUUCGAACGGACUAUGAAAGUGCAAGAUUCGUGUGAUGCUGCUGAGAUGCCACAGGAUUCAGAAGAACAAGUAGACGAUAGUUCAGUAACACAACAAGAAACAUCGAAACGUAAACGACGCCAGAAAAGAUAUUCGAGGGUGGAGGAGGAUGCAUCCGAGAUGCCCCAAGAAUUACAGGACGACCCUAAAAUGUUUAAGUAUUGGAAGAAAAGGCAUUCUCUGUUUCACAGAUUCGACGAGGGUAUAAAGUUAGACCGGGAGAGCUGGUUCAGCGUGACCCCUGAGAACGUGGCUCGUCACAUCGCUGCCAAGUGCCCGUACGACACCGUGGUGGACGCCUUCUGCGGCGCCGGCGGAAACACUAUACAGUUCGCCAAGACUAGCAAGAAAGUCAUAGCGAUAGAUAUCGAUCCGUUGAAGAUAGAGAUGGCGAAGCACAACGCUCAGGUGUACGGCGUGUCGGAUCGGAUACAGUUCAUCGUUGGCGACUUCUUCGAGCUGGCGCCCCAACUCGCGGCCGACAUGGUGUUCCUGAGCCCUCCGUGGGGAGGACCCAGUUACUCGAGCAGCCGCGAGUACGACCUGGAGACGAUGCUGGAGCCGAAGCCGGCGUCCGAGCUGAUGCGCGUCGCCCGCAGCGUGUCGGCAUGCGUGGUGCUGUACUUGCCGCGGAACUCCCGACCCGACCAGAUAAUCUCGUUAGCAAGAAGCAUGCGCGGCUCAUUGGAAGUGGAACAGAAUUACCUCGACAGAAGAUUUGUUGCGAUAACAGCAUAUUACUAUUGAAAUUCAAUAAUUACAUUACGAAAUUGUAAGCAAUAUUUAGAUUAGUCGAUGCUCAAAGUGAGAAUGUUAUGUUACUCUGUGUAUUACCGAUUGUUCCGACACAAAACGUCAGUUUUAAAAAUAAUGUUCACGUGGACGGCGUUUUUUUGUUAGUUUUAAGUUGAGGUGAAUUUAUCCGUUUAUAAAGAAUAUUUUGAUAAAUAUUGAAAUCAUAAUUUGAUCGUGUUUGCUACAGAUUUUAAAUGAUUGUUUUUUUUUAUGUCCUUUAUGUACAAUAAAUUUACUUAUUUCAAACCUUCGA